Oldenlandia corymbosa var. corymbosa is the source of this 2019-nucleotide messenger RNA. NCBI's taxonomy places the organism in Eukaryota, Viridiplantae, Streptophyta, Magnoliopsida, Gentianales, Rubiaceae. The record is from the annotation of a GenBank genome assembly.
AAAAAUUCAAUUAGAGGCUGAUGUGAAAGUAAUAAAACCAUUAGUUAGUGUUCAAUUACUACUGUAAAAUAAACUUCUUCCUGCUGUAUAUUUGUGAUUGUGAAUACAAGCGGGAAAAGAAGAGAAAGAGACAGUCUGACUAGUAGGGUCAUUAUUAAAAAAGAACAUAGAUAUAGAUUUCUCCGCCUUUGUUGGAGGAGACAACUGUCCUUCGAUCCGCUUAACAAACGUUAAACCAAAAAUUAGUACCCCCCAAACUAAUCUUCUUGUGUGUUUUUGUCUGCAUAAUAUGGGUUUUGUCUAUAUAAUUACGCAUUUCAGCUCGAUCUAUUCCGUACCCAUUUUUUAAUUUUACUCUUCACUUUCCAUUCUUGGAACUCUCUGGAAUCCGUGAAUAGCAAGAUCUCUCCCAAAAAUGGCUUUGCUGAUCCCACAACCCACCUCUGUAGCUGCUGCUUCUUCCUCCACCGACUCCUCUGUCCAUCUCCGCAGAACACUGCCAGUAACCUUCAGAGUUUCUGGUUCCCAAUUGAGAUUCUUGGAUAACAAGCCGAUCCUUUUGAAAUCAUUGGACUCUUUCAAGUAAGUUGUUUUCAACUUUUUGGGUUCUUCCUACCUCUGUUCAGACUGCACGUGUAGUUCAUAUUUAGGUCUUUCUUUGAAUGAUUGAUGGAAGUAAUGACCAUUUUAAAGUAUCACGAUUCUGCUGUUAUGACCCAUUGCAUAUUAGAUUGUUUUAGGGGUCAAUUGAAUACUGACUUUCUCUUUUUUCAACUUCCAGAGGUCAUUUAUUCAGUAUGGCUAUUUAUUAAGUUUCUUUUCUCUUUUGUACAUUGAACAAUUAGUUUUUUAUAUUAGUCCCGUUUAAGACGUUGUAUUGAUCUGCCUUGGCCUUUUGAUUUGGGUUCACUUUUCCAAAUUCACAAUGAGAAAAGGAGUCAUUUUGCCUCAUUUUUUUCCCCGUUUGAGCUGUUUUCACUGCUAUUAUGGUUUUAUGGGUCUGUCUUCAUUUCUCAAUAUCAGAUCCUGCAAGUGGUAAUUUGAAGUAGAUUGAAAUUGUGAGAUACAUUCUAAUUUUUUCGCCUUCCUGAUUGUUAUAUCGUAAAAAGCCUAAUGUUUAAGAUUAAAGCUAAACAUGCCAAGGUUGAAAAUGAUAAAAUGAUGUGAAUUUAUUUUAUUUCGGUGUGGAUGAUGCGGCAGCUAUCUAGUGGACUUGUUAAAACGUGUCCCUUUUUACCCUCUCAUUCUCACAGGAACACUUCAGCUUCAUCGAGGGCCGUGAAGGAAUCUCAGAACCUGGUUGUGGAGACCUCUAACAAGCAAAGGAACACUCAAGUUGUGGAAAAUGAACUCGAUCCCUUUAGUGAGAUGAAGCAACGCUUUCUGAGUUUUAAAAAGGAACAAUACCUGGAGAAUAUGGAAUAUUUUGAGAAUCUUGCCAAGGAACAAAAACCGAAGUUCAUGGUGAUUGCUUGUGCAGAUUCAAGAGUUUGUCCGUCGAGCAUCCUGGGAUUUCAACCAGGUGAAGCAUUUGUGGUUCGGAACAUAGCCAAUCUUGUUCCCCCAUAUCAGAAUGGACCCACAGAAGCAAAUGCUGCCCUUGAGUUCGCUGUUAAUUUUCUUGAAGUUCAGAACAUACUAGUUGUUGGUCACAGCUGUUGUGGAGGCAUUAAAGCCCUGAUGAGCAUGACAGAUGAUGACUUAACUUCUAGUAACUUCAUACCAAAUUGGGUUCGUAAUGGAAAGCCUGCGAGGAUAAGAACACAGGCUAAUGCUUCAAGCCUCGAUUUUGAUCAGCAGUGCCAGCAUUGUGAAAAGGUGUCAAUCAACCAGUCAUUGCUGAACCUUCUAAGCUAUCCAUGGAUAGAAGAAAAAGUGGCCAAGAGGAGGAUCUCAAUUCAUGGCGGCUACUAUAAUUUUGUGGACUGUACAUUUGAGAAAUGGACCCUGGAUUACAAGGGAAGUGAGUCUAAAUCAGAUGGUGAAUAUUCUAUUAAAAACCGCGAAUUUUGGUGCUGA